CAGAAGCCCAUCCCCUAGCGUCCGUCCCGGGAACGCACCCUUGUAUGCGCAUGGGCGGAGAGGCAGCGGCUGUGCGCUCUUAUUACUGUAAGAGUUAUUUCUUUUGACGAAAAUGGCGUCCAGUCAGGGAAGCGUGGGAGCUGUCACUAUACAGAACAAUCACAUCCCCAGCGGACCCCACUGGAGCACGGGCAUCAACCAGUACCAGCAGCAGCAGCAGCAGCAGCAGCACCACACGGCCCGCAGCCUGGAGCGGGCUCUGGAGGAUGCCGUGUGUUCGGGAAUACUAAACCUGAGUGGCAGAAAGCUGAGGGAGUAUCCUGGCACCAACUACGACCUGACCGACACCACACAAGCAGAUUUGUCCAAGAAUCGUCUCACAGAAAUUCCCCCGGAGCUGUGUCUUUUCGCCCCCCUUGAGUCUCUCAACCUCUACCACAACUGCAUCAAAUGCAUCCCAGAGGCUAUCAUCAAUCUCCAGAUGCUGACCUACCUUGACAUCAGUCGAAAUCUUCUGUCAGUUCUGCCCAAAUACCUGUUCAACCUUCCGCUGAAGGUUUUGCUCGUGAGCAACAACAAGCUGGUUUCCAUCCCGGAGGAGAUUGGCAGGUCUAAAGAGCUGAUGGAACUGGAUGUAAGCUGCAAUGAGAUCCAGAUCCUGCCCACUCAGGUGGGGAGGCUGCAAGCCUUACGAGAACUGAACAUCAGGAAGAAUUGUCUUCACAUGCUGCCUGAGGAGUUGGCCGACCUGCCCCUCAUCAGACUGGACUUCUCUUGCAAUAAGAUCACAGAGAUCCCUCCAGCUUACAGGAAGCUCAGUCAGCUGCAGACCAUCAUCCUAGACAACAAUCCUAUGCAGUCUCCACCAGCACAGAUUUGCCUAAAGGGAAAAGUUCACAUAUUCAAGUAUCUAAACAUCCAAGCCUGCAGGAUAGAAAAGAAGCCAGACUCUCUGGACCUCCCAACUCUUGGAAAACGUUGUCUCCCACAGCCCUUCCUGACAGACAGCAUGGAAGAUUUCUAUCCUAAUAAAAACCCCGGCCCGGACUCUGGAAUCGGCAGUGAUAAUGGUGACAAGAGGCUCUCUACCACAGAGCCUUCAGACGAUGACACUGUCAGCCUCCACUCACAGGUUUCAGAGAUAGCUCGUGCUGAUGCCCUAUCUCUUCUCUCCAAAAUGGACUCUUGCAAAGAUCAGGAUCUCUAUGACUUUAUAGAGCCCAACCCCGAUGAGGAUCCUGCUCUGUCAGAGUGCGACGGGCAGCAAGGCAGCCAUGUGGCUUGUAUAAAGGAGCUGGAAAAGGUUCUUAACAUGUCUCAGCAUUGCAAAGAUAAAGACAACUGGAAGGAAGAGUCAGGAUCUGAUAAGGAGCAUUUAGCUGACGAAGAUGAUGAUGAACUGAAAGAAGUGGUGGACCUCAGGAAGAUUGCUGUGCAGCUCUUGCAGCAGGAGCAGCAGAAUAGACGACGCUCCUUGAUUUGCAGAGCAGAGAGUCUUAUUCACAGGCGGAGGGUGACAGGUCGUGCACACAGAUUCUUGAGUCACUCUGGAAGCUCUAGCAGCAAACCCAAACUCCCACCCCAGACCGCUCGCAGUGCCUCUCUGGAUGAAGGAAGCAGUGGAGCGUCUCUGCUGAUUGGGCAGCCAUCCACAUCCUCUUCCUUUGAUGGCAGCUUGAAGACAAGUCAGUCAGAUUCAGAGCCAAAGUGGCCUGAAGUUCCACCUGUCUUUAAUCAGAAUGAAGAACGAAGGCGGAAUAAGUAUCUGAGGAAAGAUUAUCUGAAGUACAACUGUCAAAGUUCUCGUAAAAACUCAGACGGGAAUGAUGAAAGCGAGGAGGGUUUGCGCAAUUCUGAUGUCAGCCCUACACUAUCAGUGUUCGGGUUAAAGCCAAGGUCAGCUUUCACCAGAGGAAACCGUCAGGAGUACAGCUCAACAGACCCCAGCUUCACCAUAAGGAGGAAGAUGGAACACCUGAGGGAAGAAAUGGAGCAGAUAGGCCUCUUACGGCAGAACAUUGAAUCCAGACUGAAGGUGUUGCUUCCAGACGAUGUUGGAGCUGCUCUGAUGGAUGGAGUGGUCCUUUGCCAUUUGGCCAACCAUAUUUCUCCUCGCUCUGUGUGCAGCAUUCACGUACCAUCACCUGCUGUGCCAAAGUUAAGCAUGGCGAAAUGCAGGCGGAACGUUGAGAACUUCUUGGAUGCUUGUAAGAGGCUUGGUGUCCCUCAGGACAAGCUGUGUCUGCCGCAUCACAUCCUAGAAGAGCGCGGUCUGGUGAAGGUGGGCGUGACCAUUCAGGCUCUACUGGACCUGCCGAUGUCAAAGUCCCCACAUCUGUCCUCUGUUUGACACAAGUCGUAAUGAAUGUUUUAGCCAAGCAUAAGCCCAGACUUACAUCGCAUUUCCAGGGACCAGAGAACUCCACAGGGGGCGAGGACCCAAUGAGAGUCUGCUUCUGCCUGACCGAAAAAGGAGAAAAGGAAAAUGUCUUCUUUCAUGACGUCAGCAAGUAUCCAGUUCGUGACCAUCAUCUUUUCGUAAUGAGGGUUGUACUGCUCACUUUUCACGUACGUUUGCAGAGCCCUAAGGACAAAAGUCUUAUGAAGGUGGCAGAAUGUUCUACACAUGAGGGAUUAUUCUUUAAAUGCAGCACUGACGGCAUGCCUGUGCUAGUAUUGCACGCAAUGGAGGAAAUAUGAUGACAGACUAUUCAAUUUAUUAUUGAAGUAAACUCUGCUGUCCUGCAGCGAUGUUCUGCUCUCUUAUUAUUUUUCUGUUUGCACAAAUCAGAAGAAGUUGGCGAAGUUCAAAAACCCUCUGGGACUGACUUUAAUAAAAGAUAUUUCAUGUUUUGUCAAAA
Molecule: messenger RNA, 2861 nt
Organism: Oryzias latipes (Japanese medaka)
Lineage: Eukaryota; Metazoa; Chordata; Actinopteri; Beloniformes; Adrianichthyidae
Gene: lrch2
Product: leucine-rich repeats and calponin homology (CH) domain containing 2
Cellular component (GO): cytoplasm
Molecular function (GO): protein binding
Source: RefSeq, a predicted model, not a curated record